This is a messenger RNA of Striga asiatica, 914 nucleotides long. The record is from the annotation of a GenBank genome assembly. Lineage: Eukaryota; Viridiplantae; Streptophyta; Magnoliopsida; Lamiales; Orobanchaceae.
AAAAAAAAAAAAAAAUUGUAAAUUUAAUUUCUACGAUUGUGAAGGAAUGAAGGUAGUAAGUCCACCGAGUGGGCCGGGCCGAGAUUGGCGUGGCUCGCAACCGAGUUACGGCCUUCUCCACGGUUUUUGCUACAACUUGUGCACCGCUAUCUCUUCCUGCUUUUAUGUAUUCUGCUGCUGCUGGCUUAUAGAGGACUGCUUUCUAGGCCGUCGAUCUUUUCCCUCGCGGGCCUCACCUAUUUAUGGGUCGCCAGAACCACCUCCACCGCCUCCCCCAUAUGUUGGGCCUGGGCCUCAGGGUAUGUUAGGCCCUCUUUUAGGUCAGUCUGGCCAUUCACAUGUUGGACCUGAACCACAUGGAAUAUUAGGCCCACCCGGCCCAGUUGGCUACCCUUGAGAACUAGCGCCGUUCGGAUUGAUCAUGCGUACACACAUAAAUGUUGUUCAAAUAAUGUUGGCUACUCUUUGUUUUAAAUAAUGUUGAUUCGGUUUCAGUGGAUUCUGUAAAUUAUUGUAUUUAAAUAAGAUGAGAUAACAAAGUCUAAUUUGAUUGAAGGAUAGUAACAACCAAGUCAUGUAAGGAUAUAAUUGCACAAACUAUAAGAUUGUGGUUGUUAGGCAUUACAGGGUAGGAUAGUUGGAUUAAUCAUACGUUAUCCUAUGUAUGAUAAAGGCCUGACACGUUGGACUCGUCCGAGAUAAAGAUGGCAUUAUCUUGGAAUUGCAAGACUAAACGGUCAUGAGGAAUGGGCCUUCACGAGCUGUCUGUACAUGAACCUUGAACACCAAUGCCCAUUUUGAUCUAAAAUUAUCUUUAUUUGUAUCAAAGUUAAUACGUAACACAUGCGAUGCACAUGAUAGAGAUGUUAAAUGAAGCAUUCUUCCAAAAUCGAGAUUAGAUCAUUCAUUUUCCA